AAUACGUGGUACGGCUUUAUUGUGUCUCUCUUGGGGUAAAUUAGUGUGGACUGUGGGAGAUUGAUUAAAAUGGAGAGUCUUGGAUCAGUGGGAUCCAUUAACUUGAUUAAUUAAUACCUGCCGUUGAACAAGAUUAUCCCUGUUUAACUAACUCCUAGUCUGCAGCAGACAAGUGGCUCGACUCCAAUCUUUCCCUACAUGAUAACCCCUCCCGCUAUCUCUCUGACAUGGCGGGCAAAGCUUUAUUCUAGCGGUAUUUCUGUCCAAGCUGCGUGCGGGGAGAUGGCGCGCUAGGGCGCAGAUUGGUGUAUUCCUGCUUGGAUGCGUGUUCGUUGUUGAAAGUGACAAAGGUGUGUCUCUUUUGGAGCUGCCUGAGAGGGGAGGCCAUUUUGUACAGCGAGGCAGGCAGGCAGGCGUCUGUACAUGUCUGUAUGUCUGUGCUCACGUCAGGAACAGGAAGCGUGCCAUUGUGCGUAUGAGAGAGAACAUUUUCUGUGUUGUGGGGGCGAGGGUUAUACCAGAGGCGCUAGUAACAACACCCAAACCUAUUUCUUCACUUUGCCGAGCGUUCACUGUCCUUUCUACACUGUUUCCUCUGUGCAAUGGAUGGCAGGGAUCUGAGAAGCCUCUUUCUUCUGCUGUCCUCUACGGCCAUACUACCAUGAGCACUUCUACUCCAUCCACAGCUAAUGGCAACGAUAGCAGACAGUUUAAAGGAGACCGUUCUCCCUGUGGUCCUUCCCGAGUGCUCCACGUCCGCAAGGUUCCCAUCGAGGUGUCUGAGGCUGAGCUCAUCUCUCUAGGAGUCCCCUUCGGUAGAGUCACCAACCUGUUGAUGCUGAAAGGGAAAAACCAGGCUUUUAUAGAAAUGGCUUCAGAGGAGGCAGCGAUCACCAUGGUGAACUACUACACCACAGCAACACCUCACGUACGCAACCAGCCAGUCUACAUCCAGUACUCCAACCACCGCGAGCUCAAGACAGACAACCUGCCCAAUCAGGGGAGAGUUCAGGCAGCAUUGCAGGCAGUCAAUGCAGUGGCGUUGGGUGGUUCAGCAUCUGGCGGUGACGGAACCCUGAUGCCAGGACAGAGCCCCGUGCUGCGCAUCAUCGUAGAAAACCUCUUCUACCCUGUAUCUCUGGAGGUGCUACACCAGAUCUUCUCUAAGUUCGGGACGGUCCUGAAGAUCAUCACUUUCACCAAGAACAACCAGUUCCAGGCCCUGCUACAAUAUGCUGACCCGAUGAAUGCCCACCACGCCAAAGUGACUUUAGAUGGCCAGAACAUCUAUAACGCAUGCUGCACUCUGCGUGUGGAGUUCUCCAAGCUGACCAGCCUGAAUGUGAAAUACAACAAUGACAAAAGCCGAGAUUUCACCCGCCUGGAUCUUCCCUCUGGAGAUGGACAACCUACCAUGGACCCUGCCUUGACUGCCGCCUUCGGUGCUCCAGGUAUCAUCUCUUCGCCUUACGCUGGGGCAGCAGGUUUUGGCCCUGCUAUCGGGUUCCCCCAAGCAGUAGGCCCGCCCUUUGACCUGCUAUCGUGCGUGCCCCCAGGUCUGUCCAUGCACACGAUGACCGGCGCUCUGGGACCCCUCGCCAUGCCCGGCUCAGUCUCGGGACGGAUGACCCUACACGGCAUGGCCCCCAUCGCUGUUCACGCCGUUCUCCUUGUCUCCAACCUCAACCCUGAUAGCAUAUCACCACAUGGACUGUUCAUCCUAUUUGGGGUGUAUGGUGAUGUGCAUCGGGUCAAGAUUCUGUUCAACAAGAAAGAGAAUGCCUUAAUCCAGAUGGCCGACGCUACUCAGGCACAGCUUGCAAUGUCCCACCUGAACGGCCAGCGGCUGCACGGCAAGGUGAUCAGAGUGACCAUCUCUAAGCACCAGACGGUCCAGCUGCCCAGGGAGGGACAGGAAGACCAGGGCCUCACUAAAGACUUCAGCGGCUCCCCGCUACACCGCUUCAAGAAGCCUGGAUCCAAGAACUUUCAGAACAUCUUCCCUCCCUCUGCCACCCUCCAUCUAUCCAACAUCCCUCCAUCUAUAACAGAUGACAUCCUGAAGGAGCUGUUUGCUGGGACUGGAUACACAGUCAAGGCCUUCAAGUUCUUCCAGAAGGACCGUAAGAUGGCUCUGAUCCAGUUGGGUUCAGUGGAGGAGGCCAUCCAGGCCCUGAUCGACCUCCACAACCACGACCUGGGAGAGAACCAUCACCUCCGCGUGUCCUUCUCCAAGAGCACCAUCUGACCCGCCUCACCCAGCUCCCCCAGCUCCCCCCAGGGCCUCGCUCCUGGGCUGGGCUAACCCCAUGCCUCCCCCCACCCCCACCCCCAGGGCCUCGCUCCUGGGCUGGGAUAACCCCAUGCCCCCCACCCCCAGGGCCUCGCUCCUGGGCUGGGAUAACCCCCCCCCCACCCCCAGGGCCUCGCUCCUGGGCUGGGAUAACCCCAUGCCCCCCACCCCCAGGGCCUCGCUCCUGGGCUGGGAUAACCCCAUGCCCCCCCCCCACCCCCAGGGCCUCGCUCCUGGGCUGGGAUAACCCCAUGCCCCCCCCUCCCCCACUCCCCCGCCCACCCCUAGCCCCUGUUGGGAGUGACGGACAGAAACACCCACUUUUACUUAAAACAAACAACAGACAAUGAACUAGUUUAGAUGAUAUUGUUGUGUAAUAGACUACUGUAACACAAGGCCUUCAGACAGAGACUGAUAUAGAGACAGAGCUGAAGUAGGCUGGAAGGAGAGCUGGUUGAUUGAUUCAGAACAGAGAGUACAACGGUGAUGUGGGCUGACAUGAUGCAUCAGUGCAUCCUUUACCUGGCAUUCGAGGACCCUAAUCCAGGGAGAGACUAGACCCUAACCCAGGGAGAGACUAGACCCUAACCCAGGGAGAGACCCCGACCCAGGGAGAGACUAGACCCUAACCCAGGGAGAUACUAGACCCUAACCCAGGGAGAGACUAGACCCCAACCCAGGGAGAGACUAGACCCUAACCCAGGGAGAGACUAGACCCUAACCCAGGGAGAGACUAGACCCUAAUCCAGGGAGAGACCCUAACCCAGGGAUAGACUAGACCCUAACCCAGGGAGAGACUAGACCCCAACCCAGGGAGAGACUAGUCCCUAACCAAGGGAGAGACUAGACCCUAACCUAGGGAGAGACUAGACCCCAACCCAGGGAGAGACUAGACCCUAACCCAGGGAGAGACUAGACCCUAAUCCAGGGAGAGACUAGACCCUAAUCCAGGGAGAGACUAGACCCCAACCCAGGGAGAGACUAGACCCUAACCCAGGGAGAGACUAGACCCUAACCCAGGGAGAGACUAGACCCUAACUCAGGGAGAGACUAGACCCUAACCCAGGGAGAGACUAGACCCUAAUCCAGGGAGAGACUAGACCCCAACCCAGGGAGAGACUAGACCCUAACCCAGGGAGAGACUAGACCCUAACCCAGGGAGAGACUAGACCCUAACCCAGGGAGAGACUAGACCCCAACCCAGGGAGAGACUAGACCCUAAUCCAGGGAGAGAGAUACUCAACACUCCUUGGAGGCUUCUGCCCAGUCUGUCACCCACCCAGCCACUGACCCACCUACAGUCCCAGAGUGAGACUCUUCUAGCUGUGCUGCAUUGUUACAGCUGAAGCCCCUUCUCCGUAACCAACAGCACACCAAGCGUUAUGUGGUGAUGUUCCGUGGACGUUGUGUACCGUUAGACUGGUUUCUCUUCAGUAUGAUGACUUAUUACAGAUGAUUUACCUGAUGAGUCUGAGACACUGUUCCAUUAACAGGUAUCGUCACGGAUACGGAGAAAGGGCGGUUGGCUGAUGAAGCUGGGUGCCAGUAGCGGCGACCCUCCUCCUGACCAAUGAACUGCCUCCAUUUUAAGUAGCGUUGGAAUGUUGAGCGAGGGGGACCAAUGAUCAGGUCCCCUCCUCUGUGACAUAAUGGUGACAUCAUCACGGUGCAACACUGAGUCUCAGAGCAGCUCAGCUAAAUAUGACCACCACACCACUCAGAUCACCAUGACAACUACACACCUGUUCUGUUUUACAGUGUAUCAGUGGUGUUCAUUGAAAUGGAAACAGAAAGAAAACCGUUCAAAGCAAAA
Oncorhynchus tshawytscha (Chinook salmon) is the source of this 4106-nucleotide messenger RNA. RefSeq names its product polypyrimidine tract-binding protein 3. Gene Ontology annotation, biological process: regulation of RNA splicing; mRNA processing. Gene Ontology annotation, molecular function: mRNA binding. Gene Ontology annotation, cellular component: nucleus. The record is from RefSeq and is a predicted model, not a curated record. Lineage: Eukaryota; Metazoa; Chordata; Actinopteri; Salmoniformes; Salmonidae. The transcript has 14 exons. Bases 476 to 2248 code for a protein of 590 amino acids.